ACCGUCUGCUACCGAGUCUACAACGUAAACGUUUAGGGCGAACGUUUCAGAAAAAUAUGACUAGAUCAAGGAAAUGAACCACAUUUUUGUCAGAUAUGUUGAAGUCGCUAUACUGGAAUGGGUACGUUAGAUAGCACCGACACCAAACAUGAUGUUGAUAAAAAGACCGAAGACGAUGGAUGUAAAAGUUUCAACAGGCGUCACAAAAUCAAACUCAUCCAAAAAGCUAUGGAUGCCAACCCAGUGGAUACCAGACAGCUCAAGAACCUUGCCAUCAUGUGGGGAGGACUUCUUAGUGAUGAUAUUCGUAAAAAGGCUUGGCCUAAACUUCUGGGUGUAGAUGUGGAUAACAUUACACCAACACCAGACACAGAAAUACUACAUGGUCACAGAGACUACAAUCAAGUUGUACUGGAUGUCAACAGAACACUUAAAAGGUUUCCACCAGGUAUGGAGGAGGAACAUCGGAUGUCACUACAGGAUAAACUAGUGGACCUCAUCAUGAGAGUGCUGGUCAAACACCCUGAAUUACACUACUAUCAGGGUUACCAUGAUAUCUGUGUGACAUUCUUGCUGGUUGCUGGGGAGGAUGUAGCAUUUGCCCUCAUGGAAUGGUUAUCUGUGAACCAUCUCAGGGACUUCAUGGAUUCCAACAUGGAUAGGACCAAACAUAUAUUGAAUUACCUGUAUCCUAUUGUUGGCAAAUCUAAACCACAGCUGCGGGAUUUUAUGGAGGAGUCAGAGGUUGGGUCCGUGUUCAGUCUUAGUUGGUUGAUCACAUGGUAUGGACAUGUACUAGAUGACCUGCGCCACAUUGUACGGUUGUACGACUUCUUCAUUGCAUGUCACCCUCUUAUGCCCAUAUACCUGGCAGCUGUUAUUGUGUUGUACCGUGAGAAAGAGAUUUUGUCCAGCGAGUGUGAUAUGUGUGUGUUACAUGGACUUUUGUCUAAGAUUCCGGACAAUUUACCAUUUGAGCUUCUGAUUCGAGAAGCAGGUGACCUGUUUAUCCAGUACCCACCUACUCAGCUGGCCAAUGAAGCCGUCAACUCCUACAAGAGAAAAGCGUUGGUUGUGACGGGUAAGAAAUCUGUACAGAAAUAUGCGACAAGGAGGGGUACAGAAGGUUCCUGGUUCUGGCGUUACCUAGCACCCGAUGUUGGAGGAGGUUACUUUAGGGUCACAGCCUUUGUUGUUGUGGCACUGCUGUCGUCAGCUGCAUGGAACAUGUGGGCCACACGCGAGUGGUGAUUCGUAGUUGUGGCACUGCUGUCGUCAGCUGUAUGGAACAUGUGGGCCACACGCGAGUGGUGAUUCGUAGUUGUGGCACUGCUGUCGUGCUGCAUGGAACAUGUGGGCCACACGCGAGUGGUGAUUCGUAGUUGUGGCACUGCUGUCGUCAGCUGCAUGGAACAUGUGGGCCACACGCGAGUGGUGAUUCGUAGUUGUGGCACUGCUGUCGUCAGCUGCAUGGAACAUGUGGGCCACUUGAGAGCUGUGAAGUAGAUAUUUAGGUCACCCGAUUUUGAGAUAACAACCAUGUGUUCAACUUGCUAUAUGAUUAUUGUGUUGGCAGUUGUAUCUUUUGACAAUGUUGAAUUAUAGUCUAUGGUCUACUCUUAUCUAGUGAUGUAUAGUCCAACUUUUAGGGCUAUGACUUGAUAUUUCAUUGUUUUUUUAUUAUUAUAUGUUUGUUUCUUUUCCUUAUGAUUGAAUUUGUGAGUCAUUUGCUAAAUUUUUUUUUUGUUGAUGCUGUUAUAGCCAUGUAAUUCUUGACAAUAAUCGACCAUUCGCUCCUAGCCAUGUCAGUGAAUUCUGUGAUUUACUGGUAGGUGGGAAUGGAAGGAGAGAUAGGUGAAUACAUGUAUAGCCAAUAGAGUAAACAGUCCUAAAUCCCCCCUGUAUUUUCCUGGUUCAUGCUGCUUUCUACCAUAAUGAGUUUGUAAUCAACGAGUCGACCAAACUGACACUAUUUUUUACACAUGUCAAGCAACUGUUUGGGUGGUAUUAUGUGAUAGAUACAUCAUACACAUUCAUUUCACAUGCAAGGAGUAACUGUUGGUCUUUUUUUUCUGUGAAAUAAUCUUAGUUUAUUCUUAUUUUUUGAGUCAUUUCAAACAGUGUUUAUGUCCGAGAUGUCCUCCAAGGUAAACAGGUUUUGAUACAAAGCAGUUACUCUAAUCCUGAUGAUUGAUGAUAGUAGAUCAGGUCCAAAAGUGUGAUCCAGCUACAUACACAUGGGUGAAGUUUUUAAGUAUUAAUACUGAAUUCAUUAUUUUUGAAUUAUUUCCCCCUAUAUACAUGCAUGUCAAUGUUAAAGUUUUGUAUAAACAGCUAUUUCAGUAUUUUGAAAUUCCACCACUUUCAUCCAUACACACGAUGUGUUUUAUAAACACCUAUUCACAACUGUUUUAAUUCACGAGAACAGCUAUAGCUUUAAUAAGUACUAUAAAAAUGUCUUUAAAAUAAUGUGUUGUGUUUUUGUGUGUAUAUUUGAAGGAUACAGUAUCGCUUUGAAGAAAUAUUCUUUGUGUAUGUGCACCCAUGUAAAAUACAUGUAUAUCUGUCUAGACCUCCAGACCAAAUGGGACAUAGGACCAGGUAAUGUCAUCAUGUUCUGUUGAUAAUUAAUCACCGGCUGCUGUGGUUUCCUGUAGACACUGAUUUUGAUGAAAAUUGGAUGAGGUUACUUUGAUAAAAAAAAUCAACUGUAAAACUAAUUGUUUUGUAGACUUGCUGUAGUCGUAUUUAAUGGUAAUAAUAAACUGUGAUCAUGCGUAAC
Molecule: messenger RNA, 2782 nt
Organism: Pecten maximus
Lineage: Eukaryota; Metazoa; Mollusca; Bivalvia; Pectinida; Pectinidae
Product: TBC1 domain family member 20-like
Exons: 10
Coding region: 118-1251 (377 amino acids)
Biological process (GO): positive regulation of GTPase activity; endoplasmic reticulum to Golgi vesicle-mediated transport
Cellular component (GO): endoplasmic reticulum membrane
Molecular function (GO): GTPase activator activity
Source: RefSeq, a predicted model, not a curated record